This is a messenger RNA of Anopheles aquasalis, 2010 nucleotides long. RefSeq lists its product as uncharacterized. NCBI's taxonomy places the organism in Eukaryota, Metazoa, Arthropoda, Insecta, Diptera, Culicidae. The record is from RefSeq and is a predicted model, not a curated record. Gene Ontology annotation, biological process: regulation of synaptic transmission, cholinergic; sleep; positive regulation of voltage-gated potassium channel activity.
AAACGGAAGCGGAACCCAGCCAUCAAAUCCAAUUUUCACGAUCACUGAGCACGCUUACAUCCCAGCGGAGGACCUGCGGCUGCUGGUGGUGGUGGUGAUUCGUGGAAUCGAUUCUCGGACCAUAAUAGUCGAUCGAUCGCACAGCAAGUCGUUACUUCGUCUGUGUGUCUCUGGCUCUGGCUUGUUACUGGAGGUCACGCGGCCCAGGAACCAACAAUCCGGUUCAUCACCAGCAAGUGAAGGAGUGAAACGACCGGAAAGGAAAUCCGGUGGGACCGGAUUGUUGGAGCACCGAGCACGCAACAUGGCCGCCAUCGUAAACCAUCUCCAAACAAACACACAGAAUAGAAGCAAACCUAGAACUGCCGCCAGGAUGGAUUGAAGGAAUGGAAAUGGAGCUUUGAGCUUGGCCAUCGUACGUUGUGGGUCGGACACCCAGUCCAGAACAUGCCAGUGAGACACUCGGAAGAGCUUAACAAACGUCAACGGACGGAACACGGACGGCAGCGCCGGCUUCUCGGGGCUUAACGCUUGAUGCGAGCGGACACUCCGCGAGUUUACUCGUCCACGAUCUCGGAGACGCUUGAAUGUCAGCUUGAACAUUCACAUUCCGGUCUGUCUGCACUGCACUUUGUAUCGUUUGGUCAAAAAGGAACCGAGGAUUAACCGGAAGGCGGAGACGAAGGCGUUCACGGUCACACACCACACACGGCACAACGGAAACCGUUGUUAUCAGUGCGAGGGCGCGUCUGCAGCGUAUGCAAACACACAGAUACAUACCCAGACCUUAAUUAGAAAAUAUCAUAAACUCGGAGCGACCAUCCAGAACCAACCAGGUCUGCCUGUUCCCCCCGGCAAAAAUCCCCAAAAAGAUCGUGACUCCUAUCCGGUUCCCCGUAGGACUUUAGGAGAAGAAUAGAGGGAAAGGAGGAGUGAAAGAGAGAGAGAGAGAGCAAACACUAUGAUAAAACAUUAAUUUUUAACAACCAGCGCCCUCUGUUACUCCCUUCGUUCUUCUCGGCCGGUGCAGGGGUGUGGCCACCGAGCACGCAACGGAUCCUGCUACUCCUUAAAAGUCCUCGGUAGUCGACAGUCCACACAUACACCCGACGAUGACUCGGUUCGUAGUCAGUGCGAGUGCCGUCGCUGCAGCACGCGCCAUGACGGAUCGUGUGGCGGCCAUCUUUAAACAUAUCAACAGCUUUGCCUCCCCGCGACGCUACGGUUACGUUCACGUCGCACUGCUUACGGUGCUACUACUAGCCGCGGUUCCACUUCAAAUGGUCCACGGUAUCGAUUGCUUUAAGUGCGUCUCGAUGAAUGGUGCCAACAAGGCGUGCGAUGAUCCGUUCCACAACAAUUACUCAGCCGCCAUCCUGGAGUCGCCGUGCAUGGGUGGCCGAAAGGGUCGCGAUGGCCUGUUUCCGGCCACGUCCUGCAUCAAAAUAGCCGGAUAUUAUGAUGACACCGGAGAGACCAUCACUGUGAGGGGUUGUGCGCUGGAUAGUGGCACACUGACGACCGAUACCGAAAUCAUUCGCAUGUCACACUGUGGACGGUUCUACUACGACGAUAGAUACGUUCACGGAUGUCUACAGAGUUGCAAUGAUGCGGAUGCUUGCAAUGGAGCCGUACGGUCGAUUCCACGCGGAACGGCAUCGAUCUGGCAAGCGGUAACGAUUUGCCUGCUAUCGUUUGCUGGAUCGCUCCUGUGGACAUCGCUGGAAACGCCUCUGCGGUCAGCCAGAAGCUAACAAAGUGACACCAGUGCCAGAUAGAAGCCAGAAUGUGGUUGCCCUUACUCUAGUCCAACGUCGAAUAGCAGCAGCACCACCAGCAACAGAUUAUGAAAUCAUCGAAAGGACGCAAACUCUCUCGCCUCUAGCAUCAGCUGACAGAAUGUUAGAGGUACGAGGUGGGGUUGAUGGUAGCAUCAUUACAACCACCGCAUCCGAACGAAUUAACUAAUUUCCCCCCAAAAACAGGAACGCUUUGCGUUCGAUGCUUAAU